Messenger RNA from Trypanosoma theileri, 651 nucleotides. RefSeq lists its product as uncharacterized. The transcript has a single exon. Lineage: Eukaryota; Euglenozoa; Kinetoplastea; Trypanosomatida; Trypanosomatidae. Bases 1 to 651 code for a protein of 216 amino acids. The record is from RefSeq and is a predicted model, not a curated record.
AUGGAGAGAUGCGGCUUACCGUGGGCGUAUAAAGCUGUCUUGAAUUUGGGUGAUUUACAUAAGCCCUGGAUUAGAGGAGUCUCUCCUCUGCAGAGAGCCAGUACCAUUAUGAAGCCAAUAGACUCACGAGCUCCUUUGCCAAAUCUUCUUCUUUCAAUUCCAUCAAGUAAUGUACGUCGUGCUGUUUGGCUUAUUCACCGGCGUGAUAGUGUGUUGGGAGUUGUAGUGAGCCCUCGCUCCACUGUACUGGAUUGUCUACCGCAGGGCAUUGCUUCGACCCACUCAAAGGUAGAUCGUAUUGUACGUCAUUUACAGUCUCUUCCAUUUCAGACAACAGGGGACAUGAGAGGAAGUUCGCCUAUAGUAGUACAUAAAAAUCAUUUAAUUGGAUGGUGCCUGGAUGGUGCUCCGGCAACACUCUAUGCACAUACCAUAGAUGAACUUGCAAAGUUGAAACCUGCAAGAUUCAAAACAUUAUCACCUGAAAAUGCUUUUGUAUGCGGGACUUAUUACGAAUGGGAUAACUGGAGAGAAGUCUCCAUGGAACCAGGCUGGACGUGGCAUGUAGCCAAUGAGGAUAUCGCAAAUAGUCUUGUACACGGUCAGGUGAAUCUUGACCAACUUCAGAAGGUUUCUCUAGAAGUUUCAUAG